AAACGUCGUCUUGGAGACAGAUUUGGUGAUUGUGUGUGAAUAAUAAAGUUUGAAAAUAAUAAUAUGAAUUUGCCGUAUUAUGGAUGAAGGCUAUAAAAAUGUACAACAAACAUCAGAAACCACGAAUGUCCUUCCGGAUAUUGUGCACGCAGAGCAGGCUACCGUCGCUAAGGUUGCCUCAGACGACAAUCGAUCAAAUAUAACUAAAGAUCAAAGUGAAGAUGAAAACACAGGAAGAGAAGCUGACACAGUUGAAAGCAAAUCUGAGUCGGAAUCUAUAUCUGAACAUAUUGCGAAAGGAGACUCCUCUAUCAGUGAAUCUGAGGCUCACCAGUCCCAACAGAAAUCCCACACGAGUUACUUUAGCAGCCAAAAUGUGACAAACACAGAAGAACCCGACUCAAAAAAUAUUGAACUAUCACAUGUAACCGAACAUUCUGAGGUGCAGAGCCAAAAUGUGAGCGACAUUCAGAGUGGACAGCCUGUACAUAGUAUAGCUAGCCCGAGUUUAUUAGAAACAAACCAGGAAUCCUGGAAUGUGUCCGAUGUGCACAUUAGCGAGGAGAGUCCAGUUGUGUUGGCUUCCUCUGAUCUCUCCUCUAGAGAUAUCACUAAACCUAAGUCCCUGUCACCCAAACCUGAUGAUACCCCCAUACUAUCUCCUCAGAGUGUCUACCUUGAUUCCCUCAAUGAGCCCGAGGAAGAUUCUCAAGAGAGUCCCAAAAAUGAGGAGGAAUCGUUGGGAAAAUGUAGCUCAGGUUCGGAAGAAAUAAUAAAACUAGACAUUCGGGGCCAGGCAGCACCGAAGUUUCAGUAUGAAGCUGCUAAGAUCAUAUUUGGUCCUCCACCUGAAAAUUCUACUAUAAUAGGACCAGGUAUAGAGCCUAUACCAAUAAUCACAAAUUUGCUCUCCCCAUGUUUUGUUACAAAUGAAAGUGUACAAAUACAGGAAGUUUACAACCCACCGACUGAAGAUGUACCUGAUAAAUCGAUAACUCCGCCUAGCGAAUCAAGUUCAAAGAUAGAGCAAGACGUUUUGGUUGAAGAGAUUCUUGUGCAAGAUAUCACAAGGGAGGAUACAGAAAGGCAUGAGGAAAUGCCAAAGUCUUUUAUUCCGGAAGAAAAUAUAUCUUAUUCUACUUUAAGUACUGACUAUAAAACAAUUUGUGAAGAGUAUAAUGGGAAGCUUAUGCACUUGGAAGAAGCUAUAAUAGAGCGCAAUAAACAUAUCGAGGAUCUAAAGGUCUCGUUACAGAAAACACUUCAUGAGAGGGACAGUCUCAGGGAAGAGAAUGAUCAUCUCACAACUGAACUACAAAACCUCCAGCACAUUAUCGGGGAGAGGCCGAGUUCUGACCAUGAUACAGUUAAGGGACAGUUGUCAGAUUUCAUUAAAUACCAAAGCAUGAUAAAAGACGAUACAAAGUUUUACUCCGCUUUGCUCAGCGGCAGCACCUCUUUACAAAGUUCAAACGGCGAGAAGGAUAUGGACCGAGAGGAAAUAACUAUAGAUCACUCAAAGUCUGACAUUCGAACCUCCACCCCUGAGGAACUCGAAAGUGAAUUAGAAAAAAAACUAAUAUCCCUACUGAACACAUUUGAAGAAAGUAUAGAGGACAAUAUAAAAAAUAAACUAAAAGAGAGCUUAAUGCAGUUUAUGAUAAACGAAAAUAUACAUGCAAAUACAGAAUCUGAUACAAUAAAUAAACUAGAGAUGCAAAUGAAGCAGGAAAUACACGAGAACAUGCUUAAAGUGAGUCAACUGAGGGAGCUGCUGACAACCGUGAAGGCUGGCUCCGCAGACAUUGACAAGCUGCGAGAAGAACUGAACAUCAAACAUGAGGAAGACUUGAACAAUCUAAGGAAAUACUACGAACAGAAAUGUGCUGAUGUAGCCAAAAAAGAGGAAGGUUUUUCCGAGGACGUGGACCGCAGUCGGUCGUGCGCGUCGCCAGAAGCGGGCGCGGGCGACGCCAGGCCCUUCCGCUCGCUCACCAUUGAGCUGUCCAACAUCGUGUCUCCCGAGCUGGAGGCGGCGGUGCGGCGCUACGAGCGGCAGCUGGAGGAGCUGAAGCAGGAGCACGUGGCCUACGUCAGCGAGCUGCAGGCGCGACAGCGGGAGACGGUGCUAGCGCUGGAGGAUCAGAUAACACAACUAAAAGCGCACAUACAGACGUCAGAGAACACUGAACCGAACGAGUACCCCCAGGACAUUGAUUUGGAGUUGGAAAAGGACGCACAGCUGCAGGACCGUGACGAGCGCGUACGCAAGCAGACCAUACAAGAGCUAGGACGAAAGCUGGAGGUGCUGCUGUCGGACCCGGACGCGGAGCUGUCCAGCUGGCCGCUCGAGCUGGUCACCCUACGAGACAAGAUACAGCCACCAACAGCACCGGACACCAGGCCGGCAGACGAGAAGGAGUGCUCCGCGGUCCGCGAGGAGUCGCCGGCGGACGGGGACAGAUGGCGGCAGCGGCGCAACAACAGCUUCGACCAGAACCGACAGCUGGAGGAGCUCACCAAGGAGAGGGAUGAGCUGCGCGCAACGGCGUUGAUGCUGCAGUGUGCGGUGUCGCAGCUGGUGGCGUACUGCGCCAGCGCGGAGGACGAGCUCAACCGCACCGUGCUGCACAACCUGCUGCGCCACUUCGCACCCGACGACAGCACGUUCGACGACUCGCGGCCUUCCAGUCCGGGUCUCGACGUGUCUCGUCGCGUCCACUUCGCGCCUCGUCUAGACGACAUCCUCGCGACGUUAGACGAGAGCGCCGUGGCCGGUUACCUGCGUCACCAGCGAGACCUGGGCGCGAGUAUCAAGGCGGAGUUGGAGUUGUCGUUACGCCGGUUGCGGACCGAAGCGCAUGAGCUGCUGCAGCUUAGCGAUAGAUUGACUACCAGACCUGCAAACGAUUCCAAAAUGAUUGAAUGCAGUCCGGUCAAGAUUACCGAGAUGGUCGAAGAAUAUGAAAAGCAGAAAGAUUGUGAAAACUGCCAGUACCAGAAAAAGUGUAUGGGGGAAGCGAUGGAGGAGUGUAUGCUGCGCGAGGCGGCGCUGCGGGCAGAGCGCGACGCCGCCAUGCUGCGGCUCGCGACGCUCGGCGACGCCCCGCCCCCCGACUCGCCACCCACCUCGCGCGGAGACGUCAUUGAGGGGUAUGGAGUGGGCGCAGGCGAGGUGGGCAGUGCGGGGGGCAGUCGCUCGUUAGAGAGCGCGCGGUCCCCUCGCGAGCAGCUCGCGAUAUUGACAGCCGAUCGAGACGACCUGCGACAACAGCUGGAAUCAGCAAGCGCCCAACUGCGGUCUACUCGUAAAUUCGUCGAGGAGCAGGCGGCUGAGCGGGAACAGGAGCACGAGGAAUGGGCGGCGAGUCUCGAACAGCUACGAGAGGAAAACGCCCGCCUCGCUACCAGAUUGAGUACUAACGCGAGGAUAGUGGCUGAGAUUACGAGUUUGCGCGGCACGCAGUGUGAAUUGCGGACGCAAAGUGAACGUGUCGAGCAGCUGGAAAAUGAAAUGCGCAAAAUGAACCAAAUCAUCGCAGACUUAGAAGCAAGAAAAUCUAAAUCUGACGAAGAGGCGAAAGCUUCCGAAGAACAAAUCGCGUACCUCCGUGAAGUAAUAGACAACUUAGAGAACAAACUAGAACAGAAGACGAGUAGAGAGGCAGAGGUAUUAAAACAGCUGGAGGAAAUGAAACGGACGAUAGAUGAAAGAGAUAGCAAGAUAAGGGUGCAGCUCGGCGAGCUGGACUCGUUGAGGAGCGAGAGAGCGGAACAAUCUGACUAUAUCUGUCCCAGGUGCACGCAAGACGAUGACAAAUAUAAUGAACUCUUGAAUCAAGUCAAGGAAGAGGCGGAGCGUGUGGCGCGGUGGGUGUGCGCGCGGAGGCGGCGGCUGGAGCGUGCGCACGAGCGUGUGUCCCCGCCCACUAGCGACCAAACCGAGGACGUUUCGCUGCGGGACCGCCAGGAUGUGCCGCAGAGUCCCGAAGUGGAAUCCGCCGGGUCAUCAGACGAGGAGGCGGACGGCGCGGGGGGCGUGUUGUCGGUCGUGUGGGCGGCGCUUAGCGGGCAGGCGCGCGCCGCCGACGCCGCGCUCAAGCGUAUAGCUGAUCUCGAGAUGCAGCGGACGGCGUUGAAGGAUAUGGCACAGGAGGUGCGCGCGGAGCGUGACGUGCUGCAGGCGCGCAUGUCGGAGCAGGCGCUGCGGCUGUCGUCGCUGUCCGCGCGCCUGCAGCGGCAGCGCGCCGACGCGGACGCGCUCGCGCACGCCGCCAGCAGCGCGCUCAGCGUGCAGCUCAGCGACGCGCACGCAGAGGUGCAAAGAUUGAAAGAAGAGCUAGAGUCUAAAGACAAGCAGCUGGCGCGGCUCAAACAGGGCGCAGAAGAGAGGGACAGGUGUCAUGACAAACAUCAGCCGCUCUACGGGAAUUUGUGUAAUCCCAAAGACAAAGUGGUGAUACUAGAGAAGGCAUUAUCCGAGGCUCAGUCCAAAAUCGCCGAGCUGGAGGAAAUGGCUCAAGCCCUGGAGUCGGAGAAGGAGGCCCUCGAGGCCACGGUGAGAGACCAGCAGCGGGCUAUCGCUGAUAAGGAGGAGCAGCUCAAUGAGAUUAUGGCUCUCAAAUUGGAAGAGGAAGAAAAAGAAAGGAGCGAAGUUAUAGAGGCGAAAGCUUCCGCCAGGACUCUCAGUGAUAUCGUCUCCAUAUCGGAGUACGAUGAAGAUUUGCAGAUGAGACGGGCUGAGGUCAAAAAUCAUAGUACUAGCUUCACCCAGCCGGAUAAACUCGCGUUAAACAAAACCCUUCCUCCCGACGCUCAGCCCAACAUGAGCUCGCUCCACGCUGACUUCGUCGAUCACUUUGACUUCAAGGACGUUACUCCUCACGCCGACUCCCUCCCAGUCUACCUCACGUCCACACAAAAUAGGGAGGUCUACAAGAGAAGCGUCAAUGAGAUGACGGCCAUCGGCAGCGCAGGAAAAGACAGCCUUAAGAUACCAGACAACUGCUCCAUUUACCCCAACAGAGAUAUCAGUGAUAGUAAGAACAUCAGUGUUGAGCCGAAGAAGAUCAACUUCAGUCUCGAACCGUCAGACAAUAAAACGCACGACGAGGAGUUUCCAUCGCUACAGGAGCUGGGGAUAACUCUGGACAUGAAACGAGAGAACUUCCCCAACAUUCUGACGCAAUUGAAACAGGAGAUCAACAAAGCAAAAUCAGAGCUACAAAUGUAUAAAUCCCAGUUGAAAAACGCAGAAGAACAGCUCUGCGAGUUCCCAGCUCUGAAAAAGGAGGUGGAAGAACUUAAAACGUUGCUAGACAAUACGGUAGCGGCGAUGGAAAACGAUAAGAAGUUUUACGAAAACCAGUUGGAGAGUUUCUCUGUGAAUAAGAAGCUUCUGGAACAGAGGCUGACGGAGUUGACGCGAGAGGCGGGAGAGAAGUCGAAGGACUUGCAUCUACUGAAAGAGGACAUCCUCCGCCGGGAAAAUAUGAUACUAGAACUCGCCAAAGAGAAACGCAACCUGACUAGCAAAAUAGCAGCUCUAGAAUCUAGAAUAGAAGAGCUGCAAAGUAAAAAUGUAGUUUAUGAAACAUAUGAAAUAGAAAAUAAACAAAUGAAAGAGAAAAUGAAUGAUUUAAAUAAACUAGAACAAUUGGUUUCGGAGAAGAAUCAACAAAUUGACAGUCUUAACCAGCAUUUAGACAGACUGGACGACUUGCAGAGGCGACUCAAUGAUAAGAAUGAGGAAUUAGAACAAGUCAAAGAGGCGCUAGAGGAAAAAACAAAUGAACUACAACAAUUACAAGACUCCAUAAGCGAGUUGAACAGGGACAUAGCUAAAGUGAUCGAAGAGAACGACCAACUCAGCUAUCAGAACAACGAUUUGAAACAAAAACUUAGCAAAAUAGAGAAAGAGCAAGAAAACGCUUCUUUAAAAUUACAAAAGAGUGACAAUGAAGUAGAAAGAUUGAAUUCGCUGAAUAAUGAAUUGACGUCAAGAAUAGACGAGAUGAAACAGCUGAAUCAGUGUCUUAAAGACAAGGAGACGGAAAUAGAAAUAUUGCAUGAAGAUAUGGAUGUAUACCACAAUGAAAUAGCAUUACUGAAGGAGCAACUCAAAAUGAUAUCUAGAAGUCCCUCGCCAAGGACUAAAGUGGAAGACAAAAUGGCGUCCGACCGUCAAGCGGCUAGUGAUAAGAAACAGCUAGUGAAGAUAAAGAAGCAGAUAUCACAUCUGCAGCACGAAUUGGACUUUAACAAGAAAGACUUAAAUGAUAAGGCCUUCGAGUUGGCAAAGGCAAAGUUGGAUUUGACAGAAAUGAAAGCUAAUUUGAGUCAAGCUACCAAAGCUAUAUCUGAGAUGGAUGCUAGCAACGUCGAGCUAUUGCAACAGGCUGACAGCUUGAAAGUGGAGAUAAACAAGCUCAAAGCAGAGAAGCAACAGCUUAGCGAGCAGUUGGCGGUAGUUGUAGCUAGGAUAAGAGAAGAAUCAAACGUCACAGAAUUAAAGGAGAAGCUUAAAGAGAAGACCGAGAGGUGUCAGGAAUUGGAGGUUCAGUUGAUGAACGCGAGAGAACUGGUUGACAGUCACCGACAGUUGGAGUUAGACAGACACAGGGAGUUAAACAGACAGACAGAGUUACAUAGCCAUAGAGAGCUGACGGACAGACAGAUGGAGUUGCGGUCGCGGUCACCGACGGCGGAGUUGGAGCAGGCGGUGCGAGCGCAGCUGGACUACUCGCACGCGUUGGACCAUCAGAUUGUGGAGCAUAUUUUAUCGGCGAACAGCGACGAUCGGGAUGACAUUCCACGCCUUGCACUGAAUUCGUCCAGGUCGAGUUCGGUGCAGUCGACGUCGUCGGAGCGGUACGCGCGGCUGCGCGCCGACAGCGACAAGCUGCAGCUGCAGGUCAACAACCUGGAGUGCCGCCUGCAAGACAAGGACGCGCUCAUCGCAGAGCUCAACAGGGUACGUGAUCAACUGUCGUCGGAUCUACAGUGUGCGGCGCUUCGCUACGAGGCGGAACGGGACAAUUCCGCGCGCCUCGCGCUAUUGCUGGACUCUCAGAAGGAGUCAUCUGCGGCGCUACACCAGCAGGACUCGAACGUGAUAUCCCUGUUGCAGCGGCGGCUCGAGAGCGCCAUGCGGUCCGACGAGCGCGCGCCGCCGCUCAGCCCGCCGCGCCGCGCCGCCGACGACCCGCGCGCUGAGGCGGAGUGGAGUCAACUCCGCAGCUCGAUAUCAGUGCUGCGUGCGCAGCUGGAGGCGGAGCGGCGACGCUGCGGCGAGCUGCGGGCGCAUUUGGACACGUCGCGUGCGCACGCCGAGCGGGACGGCAGAGCCCGCGACGCCGCACUCGCUGCGUUGAGGGCGGAGCUGGCCGAGCUUAGGAGGCUAAAACGCGAGUCGUGUGAGGAGCUGGCGCGAUGUCGCGAGCUGCUGCGAGCACGCACACUUAAUGACCGGCAGGUGGAUGGGUCCAAAACGCCGAGGUUCGAGGUGGAGAGUCCCGAGCUGACGCGGCUCAAGGGCCGACCCACUGCUGAGGACAAGGACCAAGCCAUUCGCUUCCUGCAAGCCCGCUGCCUGCUGCUGGAGAGCUGGCGCAAGGCGCUGGUGUGGCAGAAGCGCUACUUGCAGCGCUCGCUCGCACCCUACCACGAGAUGGAGGCCCGCGUGCUGCCCCCCGCCACGCGCUCGCCCAUAGCCCGCUUCCGGACGGGUGCGUGGUGUGUUGUGGCGGCGUUACGGCUGCGGUUCGUGGCGGCGCGGCGCAUGCGCACACGGGCUCACUCGACGGACGCGCUACUGCGUGUACAGCAGUGCUCGUCACCGCUGACGCCGCUAUCGCGCGAAGUGACGUCACUGCGCGACGUGACGUCAUCGCGGCUGCGACGCGACACGCUCACGUUCUCACCCGCACUAGGAUAUGGCACGUCAGGUGACAUGCCACGCUCACCCUUAGCCGUAGACUCGCCGCACAGAGAACCAUUCCUACUAAACCCCGUCCGCGGCGAGAGCACGCGCAAGCUGUGCGUGAGUCGCUGCCUCACGCGCGCCAUGGAAUCCGCGCGAGACGUGCCCUGACCUCACGCCGACGUCACGUGACCGCACACCUAGACACGUGGAUAUCACGUGGACAUCACGCGGCGCGCACGCGGAUACCUCGCGAGCGUCGCAAACGCAUCACGUGAUCCGGCCGCAGUUCCGUGCGUGCACGCGCUGCGUGCGUGUGUCGUUACAACAUAUCGUACGAUGCGCGCCACACGAUAAGACUGUGAACAAACACAAUAACGUUUUCUGUUGUAAAUUACCAAGUAAGCCGCGGCCGAGCAUUUCCCCCGACGCAUUUCCCUAGAUAAGUAUUAGAUUAGUGCCAAAUGUUUUUUGUUACUUAAUUUAUUUUCACCGGUCGUGCCGGGUCACUUCCCCCGCCUUAUCUCUAUAUUUUUAUAUUGUACAUAACGUCUUGCCAUAAGUUACACGAGAGUACAAGUUAGAAUAAGUUUCGCCAUCGACAAAUAGAUAUUUAUUUAGCGUAAUAGAUCUGAGAUAAAUAAUGUUAGUUUUAGUUGCGGUCACAAGUUUAAUUUAGUGUUUGAGUGCGAGGAUGACAAUGUGUGGUUCGAAUAGCUGUAGUUAUGUCUAUUGUGGCUACGGGAUAUGAAAGCCUAGAAUUCUUUGAGUAUUAUAAUAAAGUGUACUUAUUCAGAAUGUAUGUUACGUGGUCACUGUGCGCGCUGUUAAUUUGUAUCCAUAUUUCGAUUUAAGUUAGUGAUAAAUAUCGGACCAAAAGUAUUUAAGAUUCAUCACAAGAAUAUCAUUUUUGCCGUUGUCAUCCCAAUCUCGAAAUUUCCGAAAAUAAAAUUAGCCAGUAGGGACGUUACUUUAUUUGUUAAACUGCAUGACAUUACAAUUUAUUAACAACGUAAAAUAUAUUUUUAAAGCUAUUUAAAAACGUUUGACUUCGAAUUUAAUGAUAAUGUAAGUAUUACUAGAAUAAUUUAGAAUAGCGGGCAGCGGGGGCCCCAGUGGGGCACACUCGAAGCUCCAGGGGCACUUCAGGACCUCGUCUAGGGCACCGAGGCCCCGCUCGCCCCGGCCGCAGUAUUAGUGACGACAUCCGCCGACCACCCCUACCAUCUACACUCAUCUCACCAAAGACUUAGCUGUAACUACUAUAAGUUCUCGAUCCCAACGACACGAACGAACAAAACGCUUCGGCUACACUCGGCCGGCUUCGGAAAUGUUCGUUUUAUUUUAUUUUUAAUGAACUACACAUGCAAAAUAUUGUAAUGAAAUUCUAGCUAUUUUAUAAUAUUGUUUAUCCUAGUUUUAGCUAUUUUAUGAUGUUGUCUCCCUCUAAUUUCCGCGAGCCGAGUGUAGGCGGGGCGGUCCGCACAGAACGGUAGGAGGCGCGAUCUUCUAGUCAAGUCGCCGGUGCCAUAUCGCUCUCUCACGGUGAACGCUGAUGGAAUUUCGAAAUAAAUGAUCUUUUUGUA
Messenger RNA from Aricia agestis (brown argus), 9507 nucleotides. RefSeq names its product centromere-associated protein E-like. NCBI's taxonomy places the organism in Eukaryota, Metazoa, Arthropoda, Insecta, Lepidoptera, Lycaenidae. The transcript has 38 exons. The coding region runs from base 80 to 8092 and encodes 2670 amino acids. The record is from RefSeq and is a predicted model, not a curated record.